Culex quinquefasciatus (southern house mosquito) is the source of this 742-nucleotide messenger RNA. RefSeq lists its product as uncharacterized. The record is from RefSeq and is a predicted model, not a curated record. The transcript is spliced from 4 exons. The coding region runs from base 127 to 741 and encodes 204 amino acids. Lineage: Eukaryota; Metazoa; Arthropoda; Insecta; Diptera; Culicidae.
GCAUCAUGCACCAUUGUCUGCUAAGCCGCCAAGACUUUCAGAUCGCAUUUCGGGUCGCGAAUUGAGUCUUUAGUUGCUAUAUUUUAGUUUGUGAAAAGCUUUGAGGCGUUUUUUUAGUGCACAGCUAUGACUGAGGAAAAGAAGAAGGUCGUCAAAAAGGUGGUGAAGAAGAAGGUUGAGGAGGCACCACCGCCAGAGGAAAUUCAACAAGCUUUGGAGGAAGUGGAAGUUAAACAAGAAGAGGUGAUUCCAGAUGUCCCAUCGGAGCCGGAAUCGGAGCCGGAGUAUCCCGAUGAAGAAGAGAUUAAUAAAUUUGAACUGCUGCACGAGUUCGAGAAAAAGACCGAAGACUACUUGAAUAACUUUGACGAUUUGGUGGAAAAUCGGGCCAGGUGUCGAUCCAUGUACCUAAAGCUGCUGAAUCCGUUGCGAGAGUCAAUUGUGGCACUACUGCUUCGUUACAUCCAGAACGAUCUGCCACGUGAUGAUUACUUGUAUCAACACAUCAAGUGCUGCGAUGAGACUCCAGAACCACUGAACAGAGAGGACUUUGAGGCUCACUACAAAGAAGUUCACAAGCAAGCCAACAAAGGAAUCGAGCUCCUAGAGGAGCCAAUCAUCAAGGACUACCACCGGGCUGUAAAAAUGUACCUGGCACGGGGAGUUGUGUCGAAUGUUGAGUUGAUGUUCAAACUGCGACGGCUUUUGCGGAAGACAAACACGGUGCUGUUGGAGCAGUAAU